Molecule: messenger RNA, 810 nt
Organism: Culex quinquefasciatus (southern house mosquito)
Lineage: Eukaryota; Metazoa; Arthropoda; Insecta; Diptera; Culicidae
Exons: 3
Coding region: 22-447 (141 amino acids)
Molecular function (GO): DNA binding
Source: RefSeq, a predicted model, not a curated record
UUGGUGGGUCCGUUGGUGCUGAUGAGUCUAGGACGCAAAGCAAAGCCGACGCGGAAACCUUCGCGAGCCAAACAGCAGCAGCGGAACGCAUUCGAAGGAGGGUGGUGCAGGAGCGGGACGAGGAUGAGAGGUAGGAAUGUGGAUUCGCACCGGUUGUUUUGGGUGGUGGUGGCGCGUGAGGACUGGGGCGAUAUCAUCGAGGAGAUGGCGCUGCCGAAGCGUUGCGUGAACAACGAGAUUGCGUGGAAGAAGAUUAACUUCCGGUUUUUGGACAAGUUCGCGAAAGUUUAUUUUCACGAUGGGCCUCCGACGAAGAGGAGGACGACAAAAAGCUACAUAAUCGGAGGUGGUCAGCGCAGAUGUUGCACUCGGUGCCGGCGGUUUACAGCACCGCAACUUCCCGCCCACAAACACUCACGUCGCGACGGCGCAGCUUCAGCCGAAUGAAUCUGGACAGUGAGCCAAAAAAAUCUGUGUCAUUCUCGAAGUAGGAUUACGUGUUCAAAAGCGAACUCCGUUCCGAGGGCCUCAUCAACUCCAUGUUCCGGAUGCGCUUCCAGGAUCGGGAACUCCCCGUUCAGGCACUUUACUUUCCAGCCAGGAAACGUCGACCACCCUUCCCGAAUCAAUGGCCAACUCCUCCAAGACUGUCCUGAUUGAGGCCGGAAACGUGACCAUCGUGUUACACUGCUGUCGCGCGUCGAAGCCUCCAUCCGGAACCUUCCAGCCUGGGGUAUUCGGAAGUGACCGGUGGCGUACCGUAUGAAGCAGAAGCUAGUGGAGAAGCGUUAAAUACAAAAAAGUGUUUUU